Molecule: messenger RNA, 1910 nt
Organism: Coffea eugenioides
Lineage: Eukaryota; Viridiplantae; Streptophyta; Magnoliopsida; Gentianales; Rubiaceae
Product: F-box/LRR-repeat protein At4g29420
Molecular function (GO): protein binding
Source: RefSeq, a predicted model, not a curated record
UCGAUUUGGCUGCAUCCUCGACCUCGAGUCGUGUUGUGGGGGUGUAUCACUAGUAUCAUAUGGACGAUCUCCCUCCGCCAUUGAUCCUCGACGUCCUGAGUCGACUAGGCGACUCAGCUGACCUCGCUCGCUGCCGAGUGGCAUCCAAGACCUUCAACUCCCUCUCUCGAGAUAUCCGAUCCAUCAACCUCCACUGCUCCUUCGACCGCUACGCCAAGUCUCGCUGUCCCCUCACUCGAUCCUCCAUCACGCCCUUCAAAACCAUCCUUAAAAACUUGGUUUCCGAGUUGAGAAUCGUCGAGUCCGUCACAAUUGGCAUCGAUAAGCCGCUCCGUACCGUGUCUUACGACGAUGUAGAAGAUGAAGAUGAUGAUUUGUAUCUGACAGAGGUAAAUUUUGUUGGCGAGUGGUUGCCCAAGGUUUCCGAUGGAUUGACGUCUUUUUCAAUUUCCGAUUUUUGGGUGCAAUCUUGUUGGCGACGAUCCGAGGUGCUAUCCCUCAUUUCUUCUUACUGUCAUAAGCUGGCCGAGCUACAGAUCAGGAAUGCUUGGUUGUCAGUGGACGGUUUGAAACCAAUGCCUAAACUCUCUAAGUUAACACUUGAGUACAUUAGACUGGAUGAUGAGGACCUCAACAAGGUAAAUGAGAGCUUCCCAGGUCUGCAAGUUCUCAACUUGAUUGGGGUUGGAGGUCUUAAAGAUCCCAAAAUCCAUCUUUUGCAGCUUAAAGCCUGUCGGUGGACUGUGUCUAAUGCUGUAUAUUCUGUUACUAUAGUUGCUCCAAAUCUUGUUAAACUAAAACUCAAAUGUGUGAGGCCAAGAGCACUUGUUAUUGAGACUCCAUCAUUGGCUGAUUUGCAUCUUUCUGUUGAAGAGGCUAGCAGCUUCAAAGUUGAAGAGUUUGUCAAUUUGACAAACCUUCAUCUUGAAUCCUUGGACCUUCGCCGGCUGCUUUGUUCGUUACCAUUUGGUAAAACAGUUAAGAACCUGAAACUAGGCUUAACAAAAUCUUCUGAACUAAUGGGAGUAUCUAAGUUUGGUUUUGAGUCCUUGUUUAGUGUUUUCCCGAAUGUCAGCUCUCUUACUUUCACCCCUUGGGCUUGGUCAGUUUUCGAGAUGUAUAUUUGCCCUGAAGGUGAUGAAAUUAGGUCUCGGAUGAAGGGGUUGAAAGAGAUUACUGCAUAUUUAGAGAUUCAUGAUUUUGAGACUACGCUGUCAUGCAUUUUCUCCAUUUUGGACAACUGCUCUAACCUGUUCGAAAUGAAGUUAUUUAUCCACCGUGAUGUCGUCUUUCAUGUUACAAAUACUCUUAUUUCAAGAUGUAUGACCCGUCAUCCAAGAGUUAUAUGGAGAUGGGGAAUGUGGAAAGAAGGUACAGAAGAUGCUUGGAUUCUUGAUGGCGUCUUAUAAGCUUUAUGGGUGCCGAAGGCUUAGUUGUUGAUGUUUGAUUCUGGUCGGAGCAUAUCUGCUUUCACGCUGGUACAUAUUUUAUUUUCCCAAAAUAAUAAGAACUGGCUACGCUUAGUGUAUGUAGCCAAAUUAAACAUCCACUUUGAGUGUGACAUAUUUGUGCGGCUUUGGUGAAUCAAGAUAGGCUUGUAUUGGGGGAGACGUCAAGUUGGGGAGCGAUGCAGCGCGUGUUCCACCUGCUUUGCAUCAUCCAUCUGAAGUUGAACCUUUCGAUGACUCCCCUAUAAGUGGGAUGCAGACCGCUGUCGAGAACAGCGACGAAGUCUACCUGAACAAAAUGCGUGCAAAUAAAUCACUGGCUUGUGUACAUAAUUAUUCAAAUGUUGUAUAAUACAGUAGUAGAUACCAUGAUGACUUUGCAGAAAGUUAUAUUGCGGACACGUACUGUAGUUUCAUGCUUGUAUUUGAAUUAUUUAAUAAAAUUGCUGGAAAUUUUUAAUC